AUCCAAAAUAUGGGCCGCCGAUCUAGACUCUACCAGCAGCGCAUGAAUGCAUUGGCUCAUGUCCAGAAUCCGGGAAGAAAGAAAAGCCAUCCUUCAGUAGCCGAAGACCUCCCCGCUCCUCCUCCAACAUCCGAUAAUGGUUCUUCUCAGGAUACAGUCGCCCCGCUCGAGAACAUGCAUAGCCCGCCCCAGGAUAUGCAUAGUCCACCACCAAUAAUAGUCGGCCCUCGUGGUGGAACAUCUAGAUGGACGGCAACGAGACUUCGGCGGCGGGCCCAGGACGAAAAUGCAACAGAGCUGCAAAUGUUGCCACCGGCGAGUCCGCCACAUCAGCCGCUGAUGGAUGAAGAAGAAGCAAGUGGGUCGUUGGUCACCAGUACCGAUACUGACCCGGACACGGAUCCGUUCAGUGUUCCAAUACUUGAAGAUGCACGUUCCCGGCUGGAGAAAAAGCUCCGAUCCGUUCUUCAGAGACCAAGCGGUUUGCAGGAUCAAAACUGGCACCGGCAAGUCCUUGAGCUGCUCAAUAAGCAACUAGUCGAACCAGAGAAGAGCCGGAGGCGGUUGGAUUUGGAAGUUGUACACGGCUACCACCUUAAGGAAAAGGCUGCCCGUCGGUUGCUGGCUCACGAGAAGGAGUGGAUCACCGUAGGAGUUAUUCCACUAAGCAGGAAAGGACGACAUUAGGUAAAUGUGUGUGCUAGUCUUACCGGAAGGGAUACUCAUUUGGCAGCGAGGGAUACAAGGAACGGGUGUAUACUAGUCAUCGCCGGGUGGCGAAGUUGCAUGUUUGAGAGUUGUCAAUUGUUUUUUGUAUUUUUUUUUGGCGGGGCCGUUGCCAUGUAGAACAAUUAGAUGCUAGCUAUCUAACGGGUUGGGUUUUCAGCCCUGGGAUGGGAGCUGUGGGCGGUCACAUCUUGCGAAGAAAAUAAUUCUAUAUACCGCGUAACCACGCUUCUUCCUCCCGAGUGAUAAAAAUAUAAGAAGUUCUAUCAAC
Messenger RNA from Tricharina praecox, 997 nucleotides. RefSeq lists its product as uncharacterized. The transcript is spliced from 2 exons. Bases 10 to 687 code for a protein of 225 amino acids. The record is from RefSeq and is a predicted model, not a curated record. Lineage: Eukaryota; Fungi; Ascomycota; Pezizomycetes; Pezizales; Pyronemataceae.